Capsaspora owczarzaki ATCC 30864 is the source of this 2100-nucleotide messenger RNA. RefSeq lists its product as hypothetical. The record is from RefSeq and is a predicted model, not a curated record. The transcript has 2 exons. NCBI's taxonomy places the organism in Eukaryota, Filasterea, Ministeriida, Capsasporidae. Bases 1 to 2100 code for a protein of 699 amino acids.
AUGUCUGGUUCAAUGUCUGAUUCCAGCCAAUACAGCCAAGGCAGCCAAAGCAGCGCCCCACAGCAGCAACUUCGCCGACCUGCCUCGCCCACUCAAGACCGCCCACCACAUGAGAUUGUGCGCCCUCGCUUGGAGGAGUCAGCAACACGCGAAGCAGUUCGAGCCGCAGACCAGUUGCAGCCAGACGAGCAGCCAGCCGAGCAGCCAGCCAACGAGCGAGCCAACGCGCCAGUCAACGAGCCAGCCAGGCAAGGUGACCAGCAAGCCAAUCAGCCGCCCAACGAGGUGACCGACGAGCGAGCAGGACUCCGAGCAGAGAUCGCUGAAAUGACGAAAGCUAUUGCAGCCGACCGAAAGGAACGCCAGCGCCUCAACGAGCUUGCUGCAGCCGCCCGUAAUGCAGCCGCCCGUAAUGCAGAACAAGAACAACUGGCUCUGCAGUAUGAGGCAGACGCGCGACAGAUCCAAAUAGGACUCAACAUGGCCAACGAGCGUCUCAACCGUCUGGAAGCUCGUCUCGACUCAGCCCCAGCCCCAGCCGCAGCACAAGGCCCGGUGCUCUUGCCUGAUGACAACUCGCUUGUCAAAUUUUGGCGAGCCCUUCAAGACGACCAAGUGACCGAGCGGGUCUUUCGAUUGGAUCCUGUCACCAACCAGAUGGUCGAGGUGAAUCGUGACCCAGACCAGCCGCUUCAACCCAAUGAAACGAGGUUCUUGACGCUGCCUGACGGGGUGUUCUGGCUUGGGAACUACAAGCUGGGAUCAGUCCUUAUGGUCCGCAGCUGCUAUUAUGGACUUUUCGACGCAAUCAUCAACUCACUUGCGAAUGCUGAGCAUAAAAACAGCUGGAUCGUUACCGGCAAUCCAGGCAUCGGCAAGACCUUCUUUUCGGCAUACUUUGUGUAUCGCUUGUUCCAGCAACACCCUCAGCUGACUGUGGUUUACGAGCCUGCUCAGCCCGGAUCGGAUAUUCGAUACCGGCUGCAGCCGAACCUAACCGUCCACACAGGCAGCAUUCCGCUGCAGUCCUUUUCCGACCAGCUUUCGAAUCUGGAUCCCAGGACCUGGUACCUUGUCGAUGGCCAUCCCGCUGGCAUCUACAAUGCUUACACCCUGCUCGUUACAUCACCACGCAAGGACAUUUUGAAGGAACUUCAAAAAGACUCCAACCCCAAGAUGUUCAUGCCAGUGUGGUCGUGGGACGAGCUUCUUGCAUGUAUCCGCCAGAGGAAUGCAACUCAAGCGCGACUGCAAGCUGCCGAGGAGCGGUUUUAUCGUUGGGGUGGCAUCGCGCGUCACGUGCUCGAUGGUGGUUUGACUCUGCCUCAGUCCGAAAUACUUUUGAACCUGGCGCUUAAUGCAUGCAAUGUCAAGACUGUUCGCAAUUCCGUGGGUCAGAUUGCUGGUGAGCAAGAUAUUUCACACCGAGUCCUUCACAUCAAGGUAUUACCGGACAGUUUCGAAGCCAGCGGCCUAAUUUUCGCGUCUAACUGGGUGGUCGACAAAUUUGUGACUCGUGCGCUAAGAGAGGAACGCCAGAAGCUCCUCGCCUUUCUGCGUAGGUCUGCCUGGCAUCCAGAGCAUGCCGCGAACCGCGGACUUAUCUUUGAGAAUUAUGUUCAUCAAACGAUCAUUCAGGGCGGCAGAUUCCGAGUACGUGACUUGUCCAACGCCCAAGCGCCUGUGUCCAUUCUGACCAUUCCGCCGCUCACCCACGUCUCCUUCAACCACCUUGGCGCCGUUGAUCUCGGUGACCAGAGCCGCUACUUUCAGCCGCUCGCCAGCAAUCAUCCGGCCAUCGACGCCAUCAUCUCGCCCAACAAGUUUUUGCAGAUGACCGUCAGUCAAGACCAUCCUGUCAAAGCGCAACGAUUGAGCGAGGCCAUUCAACGAAUGCCAGCUGAUCGCGUUCCCCAACUGUACUUCGUGGUGCCCGCGGAUAUUUUCGAGACUUUUCCGGAGCAGCCAUACCACACUACCGAAGGUCGCGCGUAUCAAGAUCCUCGUCUUGUUCCUGCGAAUGUCCAGAACGCCCGGCAGUUUGCAUUGUGCAUCGAGUUCACAAUCGUCCCGAAUCAAAACCCUGCUGCUAUCGUCUGA